This is a messenger RNA of Chiloscyllium plagiosum (whitespotted bambooshark), 6364 nucleotides long. NCBI's taxonomy places the organism in Eukaryota, Metazoa, Chordata, Chondrichthyes, Orectolobiformes, Hemiscylliidae. The record is from RefSeq and is a predicted model, not a curated record.
UUCCAGAGGUCAUACACGUUAAUAGUCGAAGCAUGGGACCAAGAUAAUGCAACAGCUGACGAAGGGCAACUGAUUGAGCGAGCUGCUCACACAGGAAUGAUCAACCCAGGGGCCCAGUGGAUGACCUUGCAGCACCACGGAGCCGUGGCUCACUUUGAAUACAGCAUCCGUGUGAAGUGUGAGGAAUAUUACUACGGCACUGCCUGCAACAAACUCUGCCGGCCCCGUGACGAUGUGUUUGGUCACUUUGUUUGUGACCAGAAUGGGAACAAACUGUGUAUGGAAGGCUGGAUGGGGAGCGAAUGUACUAAAGCUAUUUGUAAACAAGGCUGCCAUUCGAUCCAUGGGGGAUGUAAAGUUCCUGGAGAAUGCACCUGUCUGUACGGGUGGCAAGGGCAGUUCUGUGACGAGUGUAUCCCGUACCCAGGAUGUGUCCAUGGGACGUGUGUCGAGCCAUGGCAGUGUAACUGUGAAACCAACUGGGGAGGGCUGCUGUGUAACAAAGACUUGAAUUACUGUGGGACACACCAUCCGUGUAUCAAUGGAGGAACUUGUAUGAACACAGAACCUGACGAAUACCAGUGUGUUUGUCCUGAAGGGUAUUCUGGCAAGACCUGUCAUAACGCUGAGCAUGCUUGUGUGUCCAACCCGUGUGUGAACGGAGGGACCUGCUACGAGCUCCCAUCUGGGUUUGAGUGCCGUUGUGCUUUGGGUUGGAAUGGAACAACCUGUGAGCUUGACAUAAACGAAUGUGUGUCCAGCCCUUGUGCACAUGGUGGGACUUGUAUUAAUCAUGUCAAUGGAUUUGAGUGCAUCUGCCCUGAGCAAUGGAUCGGGAAAACUUGCCAGCUGGAUGCUAAUGAAUGUGAGAUGGAGCCUUGCGUUAAUGCUUAUUCUUGCAGAAACUUGAUUGGUGGAUAUUACUGUGACUGCUUCCUGGGAUGGUCUGGACAAAACUGUGACGUCCAUAAUGACAUCUGCCAUGGACAGUGUCAGAAUGGAGGGACGUGCAAGCACGACAGUGUGUACAGUUACCAGUGCAUCUGCCCGCGUGGAAUUGUCGGCAGAAAUUGUGAAUUCAAAAUGAACGAAUGUGCAAGCAAGCCUUGUUUGAAUGGAGGCCGGUGUCAGGGUCUGAUCGGUGGGUUCCGCUGUCACUGCGUUCAGGGUUACGCAGGAACCUUCUGUGAGAGAAAAGUCAAUUAUUGUGAUCCAAACCCAUGUCAGAAUGAAGCAAAAUGUUACGUUCUCGGUGAAGAUUAUUACUGCGCAUGCCCCGAGGACUACGAAGGGAAGAAUUGCUCGUUUCUGAAGGACCACUGCAGAUCCGCACCUUGCCAAGUGAUCGACAGCUGUACUGUGGCAGUCUCCAGCAAUGCCAGUCAGGGUGGCAUCCGUUUUAUCUCAUCCAAUGUCUGUGGUCCUCGUGGCAAGUGUAUCAGUCAGCCCGCCGGGAAUUUUACUUGUGCCUGUGACCGAGGCUUCACUGGAAUGUACUGCCAUGAAAAUAUCAAUGAUUGCACAUUGAAUCAAUGUAAAAACGGAGGCACAUGUAUUGAUGGGAUCGAUUCCUUCCAUUGUAUUUGCCCCGAUGGGUGGGAAGGUGAACUGUGUGAAAUUGAUUUCAAUGAUUGCAACCCUAACCCCUGCCACAACGGUGGCCGAUGUGUGGAUGGAGUGAAUGAUUUCCACUGUGAAUGUAGGAAUAACUGGAAAGGAAAGACUUGCCACUCCAGAGAGAACCAAUGCGAUGAAAAUACCUGCAGUAAUGGUGGCACGUGCCAUGACGUGGGAGAUACCUUUCGAUGUGCGUGUGCUCCCGAGUGGAGUGGGAGUACCUGUAAUCUUGAUAAGAAUGACUGCAACCCUCACCCAUGCUACAAUGGAGGCAUCUGCGUGGAUGGUGUGAAUUGGUUUCGAUGUGAAUGCGCUCCAGGCUUCGCUGGACCAGACUGUCGGAUCAACAUCGAUGAAUGUCAGACGUCCCCUUGUGCUUAUGGAGCCACUUGUGUGGAUGAGAUUAAUGGGUACAGGUGCAUCUGCCCUCCUGGAAGAGCAGGUCACAGAUGCCAAGAAGUCAUCGGCUUUGGGAAGUCAUGCUUUAUAUCGGGACAGUACCAUCCGCAUGGAAUCCGAUGGGAACAGGAGUGUAACACCUGUCAGUGCCUGAACGGCAAUGUGAACUGCACAAAGGUAUGGUGUGGUCAGAAAUCUUGCUUGUUGUAUGACAGAGCUGGCCAUGAGAACUUCAUGUGCCCAGAGUCCCAGCAGUGCCAGGCCAGCCCACGGCUCAAGUGUUUCUCUCCUCCAUGCACCGACUGGGGAGAGUGCAACGCCUUAAACUCUCCUCCUGUUGACUCUAAAUGCCACCCCAACACUGGCCAGCUGAACAACAACUGUGCAAAGAUCACACUCAUCUUUAAUAAGGAGAAGAUUCCGAAGGGCAUCACUGUGGAAUAUAUCUGCUCAGAACUGAGGUAUCUACCAGUUCUGCGGAGCCUUUCCAAGGAGCGGACUCUGUUUGUGUUGUGUGACCUCGCUAACAGCUCUGACAGUGCAGUGGAAGUGGCCAUUUCAUUUACCCAACACGGUGAGGACCGGGAUGGGAUCCUGAUCCGGGAGGCAGUCACAAAAAUUGUCGACAAUGUGACCAAGCGACAGAACAGCACGAUGAUGCUCGCAGUCAUCGAGGUGAAAGUAGAGACGGCUUAUGUUCCUCAUUCCCAGCCAGCGUAUCUGAUUCCAGUGCUCAGCGUGGCAUUCGGAAUGGUGUGGCUGAUCUGUAUCAUCAUCUGCAUCUGGUGGACCCGCAAACGGAGAAAAGAGCGAGAGAGAAGCCGGCCGUCCAUGGAUGACAUGGUGAACAAUCAGUGGGAGCCCCUGAACCCCAUCAGGAACCCCAUCGAUAAACCCUGCAGCAACAAAGACCUUCAGUGUGAAUGCAAAAACUUAAUGGCUCCUUGCAGCCGGACCCUAAUGGCAAGAGAGGAGGUGGAGGAGGAGUUGGGGGUGGACAAAUGCGCCUCCCAAAGGUGUACAAUUACAUUCUUGCCAGCAAAAGGCGAUGUUAAAUCUUCACCGUUGACUCCAGUCAAACAGGUGCAUCGAAUGGGCAACAGGGAGAAACACUGCCUAAAAAAUGUGAACUCUUCAAAUUGUGAAGGAGGUAAGGAUCUUUCUGUAUGAACCUACGGGAGAGUUGUUUUGUGCCUAAGAGUUUUUUUUUAAGAAAAAGAGAGAGAGAAAAGGAGGAGGAUAAAUUAAGAGAAAUUCUCCUUUUACCUCCUUGUCCCAUUGAGACUGAAACCAUCUCUUGAAGUCUUCAUGGUCAGUGAGUGUCUCUUUCUUUUAUCUUUUGGUGUGUGUAUAAAGCAUUAUUUACCAAGUGUCUCUUUAAAUCUUGUAUAAAUUAUUUGUGACUUGUUCAGUGUCAAGAUCUCUUUGCCAGUUGCUAUAUUGUGUGUUAUUGUCUCUCCUCCUAAAUGGUCAUUGGAGGAGGGUAGCACCCUUGUGUGUCCCUUAGCAACAGAAAAGGAGGAACCAAGCUUAUUAUUCAGUGUCCUCCCAUUUUACACCAAAUGCAUUGUUUACAUAGGUUUUGUCGUGGUCCUCUUCUUUCGCAGUACUUGAGCGUUAUGUUCCUGUUCCCCAACGAGGUGUUUUCGAUGUUCAGUCAAGCAAUUGGCCUGAUCUUUUGGGUGACCUUUCACCUUAUUUGCCCAAAGCUACAUUGGUGACAGUUGCCUGCUGUUGGGUCAGAUUUUGGGGAAGGGCUGGGACAGGGUUGGGGUGAGAAGUGGAGAUUUGUAGACUUUAUCAGCGUCACAGUCGUGGCUCAUGCUGACAGAGUUUGUGCCUUCAGUGAAUGUGCUGUUGUUUUUCAUCAAGCCCUCACCUCCAGCUUUCUGUUUCUGGGAAAUUGGUGACUUGCUAGACUUUGGGGAGCAGAAAAGGGGAAAAAUGAGAUUUUAUAUAUUGAUGAGAGGGGAGUGGUGAUAAGGCAAAGAGGAGCUGUGCAAUGAGUCUGAACUUGUCCCCUUCAUUGAUGACUGUCAAAAUAGUCAAGAGGGGAGUGAUUUCCCAGGAUUCCAACCUUAACAAGUAAAGGUAAGGAAUGGAAUAGGAGACAAUAGCUUCAAUAGAUGUGUCUUCUGCAAAUAUUAGGAUCGGAGGAAGGAGUUGGAGGGGUGGGAGGAGCAAUUUCUUGACAGGGAAAAUACCACAGGAUCAAAGUGCCUUGUUUCUUUCUGUCUGGUCUUCUAAAGGACGUGAAUUUAUCCACAAGGUUUUUCUCUCCCUCUCAGUAUAUCUUGAAGGAAGCUUUGUGUGACAGGUUGCCUUAGAAGGGUGCGGUGGAGUCCCCUUAUUUUUGGUUUUAGUUUAAUUUUGUAUGCAGUGAGAUCCCACAGAGAGCAACCGGCCUCAUGACCCAGAGUGACCCCGCUCUCUAGUCACCAGGAGCUGGGAACGAUUACAGUAUUGGAGUGGCCAGUGCCUGAAGGUUGAAUUGCUAUAGCAACUGUCAAAGACUGUCCUGCUGAUUUUUGAUUUUUUAUAUAAAUAAAUAAAUAUAAAUGACAAGGUGAACUAUGUACCUUCCUUACUGUCCAAUAAUAAAAUAAACAAUUGUAAGUGUAUGAUCAAAGCUUCUGUAUAUAUGUAUAUACUUAAGGAAUCGAUGUGUAUAUUUGAUUAAAUAAUUUAAGAUAGAUAUUAAUACAAGUUUUUUUUUGUUUAAAUGCCAUUCCUUAAUUUAUAUUGAAAAGGAACUUUCAUGGCAUUUUUCUUACAAGCGGGCACACAGACACAUCUUUUACUCUAGUAUUCCAUUCAAAACCUUGAAGUUCACAAUUGGCUAAACACAUUUUCUUUAGUUUAAAAAAAAAAUGCCCAAACUGUAAGUAGAUUUGGCGUGCUUUCAAUCUCUGCUUCUGCAGUCUGACCCAUUGCUUGCACAUCAUCAUUCCCACAAACUGGGAAUACUCCCCCCCCCCCCCCCCCCCCCCGGCCCCCAGGUUCAUUUCCCGAGAAGGUUGUUAUCGGGGAAGGUGGAGAGUGAAGUGGGAGUGGCUGCUUGUGUUUAGAUCUGGCGAAAAUUCCGAAUCACCCAAAAUUGAAAGCUGGGAUUUCUCUUUUCUCUUUUACAACAAAAAAGUGAAAAUUCAUGUGUUCAGGUCACUGAAAACACAAGAAUUUGGUCUGAUUGAUAUAUUCAGUGACCGACAGAAUUAAAGAGACAUGUCCAAAUCUCUCCUCCAAUGCAGCCUGUGUUCAGCUCUUAGUGAUGGUGCAAAGGCAGAACAGCUUUUUUUGAUAUUUGUGGCAAGAGUGUGAUUGUGUGCUCAGACAGAACUUUUCAAAACUGUUCAGUUACAUCGUAGGGCUAAAUUAAUUGAGCUCUACAUGUCAAGUGUUUCCCCAGCCACACUGGUACCCCAAUUCCCACCUUCAAAUGUUGCAGAAUGUUUAAUUCUGGUCUUGGAAUGUUGGAGAGCACAUUGUACAGAAACACUGGUGCUCAGGCCUUUACUCCGUGGGUAUAUUCACCAGCUCUCUCCUGGGGCGGGGUGUUAAAACCCAUUAUGCAAACAUAAAAGGGAAUGUAUUUCUGCUUUGAGCAGAGGAAAGAAUGAAGGGAACACUUUAUUUGUUUUAUAUAUCUUAGUUUGUUUUUUUUUAUUUUGCUUUGUUCCAGCACAGACACUAAUGGGUGAUAUGUUCCACCCUGUGACAAAUUACCCUUAUACAGAAGAAAUGGUUUCAAUUCAAAACAAGGAAACAAAAAAUAUGUGGCCUUAUAUUCUUUUGGUUUCUCCUCUGGACUUAAUUGUAAAUUCAUUUGGGUUAAAUCCAAACCAUCAUCACCCAACACAAGUGCCCAUAAUCUUAUUCUGAUUUCACUGCUGCAGGGUUUAUAUAUAUUUAUAUACAUAUAUGUGUGUGUGUGUAUAUAUAUAAAUAUAUAUAUGUAAAAUAUAUAUUUGGCUAUGGAUUCAUUUUGAUACUAAAUACUUAAUGGGCAAACUGUGACAUUUUCUUUCUGAAUUAUGGAUGAGAGCUUUUGUUUUCUGAAUCACGUGGCAUCUUUAUUGAUGUCAAUUACACAGCAGGAGGCUGGAAAAAUAAUCCCGUUCAUGAAAUGGGGUGAAAAAAACUUUUAAAAAUGCGGGCUGGCUGAUUUAAAAUGAAAAUGACAAGAACAAUUUAUGUACGGACUCGAAAUAAAGUUGUAAUUUUUUUUUGUAAAAGGACGCUCGCAUUGCCCUGCAGAAGUCCUGUGUUCAUUUAGAGCAUUUUGUUUGACAUGUUCUUAGAGAUAACUUUAAAAAAAAAACUAUUUAUUAAAGCGUUUUAUAUUAACGUC